Messenger RNA from Tetrahymena thermophila SB210, 1611 nucleotides. RefSeq names its product Myb-like DNA-binding domain protein. The transcript has 3 exons. The record is from RefSeq and is a predicted model, not a curated record. NCBI's taxonomy places the organism in Eukaryota, Ciliophora, Oligohymenophorea, Hymenostomatida, Tetrahymenidae.
AAAAUAAUAAAAAAAGUUGUUUAUACAUCAUCUCAUCUAUUUAUAAAUUUUAAUUUUCAUCAAAUUGUUUAAAAAUUACAACAAAUGUAUUAGAAAAAAAACAAUAUAAAAGACCCUUUUUACUUAAAUAUAAAAGAAAAUGAUGCUUUAUACUAGUAAGCCUAAGAUCUACAAAGUGUAAUGAAAUAAAUUUAAGACAAAGAUAAAUAGAAACCCAAAAGUUAGAAUCAAAAAUGCAGGAAUUAAUAAAAAGACUAGAGCCCAAAUCAGAAUAACCAAAAAAAACAUCUGAAUAAAGCCGAUGAAAAGUAGAUUUAAGGAUUUUAUGGACCUGUUUAAAAUGAUCAGGAUGGUUUAUCCAAAGAUAUGAUUAAAUUUAAUGGUCAUAUUUAUUAAGCUGAUUAAAAGAUAAAUCUGGAAGAAUAACCAGCCGAAAUCGAUUAGUUGAGUUUAUCAAAGGAUAUAAUCAGAUUUAAUGGUCCUUUGAUAUUACUUGCUGAAUAACAAGAAGAAUAGAUAAAGAGAGCUACUAUAAAAAUUUAAAAGUUAUGGAAAGCUAAGUACCACACAAUUAAAAAAAUUAAAUAAGAAUAAUAAAAUGACAAUCAAAAUAUCCCAUCGGCUAACGAAUUUACUUUUCAAUUAUAGAAAAAAAACUAAAAUGGCUCUCCUUAAUAAGAUAAUAAGAUUAUAAAAUAGGAAAUUUCGCCUUAGAAAGCUAUCAAAAAAAGUCCUCAAUUAUAAAAAAAUAUUGAAUCUCCUGAGAAAGUUUAAAAAGCAGGUCCUUUGAUUGGAUCUCCAGAAAAAUAAAUUAAGUAGGGAUAUCUUCAAAAAUAUUAGCAGAAAAAAAACAAUGAAUGUUAGAAUGAUAUCUAGCAAGAAAAGAUAGUAAAAGACAUUUAAAAAGAAAUUCAAUAAGUAAACUUGAAAAAAGAAAAUACUUAGAAUAGGGAUGAAAACAAAAACUAUAAUUAAUAAUAGAAUAUUAAUUUAUAAUAAAUAGAAAAGUAGCCUUCAUAAUAAUUUUAAUAGUAACCUUAGUAAUAGAUAUUUAAAGACCAGAAGAAGGUUGUUGUAGUUAAUGGAGGAUUUAAAAGAACUAAAAUAUAAAAAAAUUAGAUAGAAAAGCCCUAUGAAAUAUAGAACAUAGUGAUAAAUAAUAAAUAAAAUUAACUAGAAAAAAGGUAUGUUGAUAAGGAAUUAGUAAAUCAACUGAUUUAGUAGAAUUAAGUAAUUAACCUCUAAAAAAAGUCCAAAAGCGAAUAAAAUGUCAUUGAUAAGAACAAUUAAAAAGAAAAAAUUUUGGUUAACUCUCCUCCCAAAUAACUUCCUAUAAAUAUUGACUUAAAAAAGGCAUUGAUUGCUGAAAUUAUUAGUAAAUAAAUUAAGCAAUAAGAAAGUAUCGAUCAUAAAUAAGAAGAUCAUGCUAGUAGGCCAAAGAGUUAAUUAUUCGAUAAAGAACACAAAAAAUGGGAACAGAAAGAUAAAGAUGUUCUUAAAAAAUUAGUAGAGGUCUAUGGAAAUAACAACUGGCAAGAAUUAGCUUAACAUAUGCCUAAUAAAACUGCUGAAUAAUGCAAAAAAAUGUAUGAAAAACUAAAUUCUUUAUGA